This is a messenger RNA of Scatophagus argus, 3039 nucleotides long. RefSeq names its product TraB domain containing 2A (gene trabd2a). The coding region runs from base 614 to 2161 and encodes 515 amino acids. The transcript is spliced from 7 exons. The record is from RefSeq and is a predicted model, not a curated record. Gene Ontology annotation, cellular component: membrane. Lineage: Eukaryota; Metazoa; Chordata; Actinopteri; Scatophagidae. Gene Ontology annotation, molecular function: metalloendopeptidase activity. Gene Ontology annotation, biological process: negative regulation of Wnt signaling pathway.
CACGCACACGCACGCUCAUAUACGUCCGAGAAAAGAGAGCUGAAGUUACUAACACUGCAGACCUGGCAGAGUCGGUUCGCAGAGAAGUUUGGGGUUGAAGACUGUAGAGUGCAACUCUUUGCUCAUUCACACCAGAUUCAUGUGCACCAAGCGCACAACUGGGAGGACAAUCCUGACUUAAACUCAUUUUUGGCUUCAGGUGCGUUGAUGCGGCGCGGACCUGCUGGUUCAGUUUGGUUUGGAGUCUUCACAUUCGCGGAUAAACUCGCGAAGACUUUGCAGAACAUCGCGAAGAGGGCGAUGCGGAGAAGGAGGUGCGGGGAAAGCAGUGUGAGACCGGCUGUGAGAGGCUGAUGUGACCCUGCGUAAACUCCAAUGACCACCCCUCUCUCUCCCAGACACACGUGAAACGGCAGUAGAGCGUCCAUGUCCAGGCUCAAGCCAGCAUGACUCUGUCCGGCGGCUCGUCGGAUACUUGUCAGCUCAUUUUACGCGACCGCAUGGAGCCGGCGCUGUGCAAAUAGGACUUCAUCCAUGCGUUCUGGGGAUUAGUUGGUGCAACACGUUGGGAGACACAAGCUACACACCCUGGUCAACUUUGGAAAGAGCUACGAUGCGGGGCACUUUGGGCGCAUUCAUUCAGUCCUGUUUGAUACUCCUGGUCCGAGCGGACCAGUGGAGGUUGAAGGACGCCAACUGCGAGCUUAACAGGAAACAAACCGACCUGAACUCCUUCCUGUGGACGAUCAAACGGGACCCUCCCUCAUAUUUCUAUGGUACAAUCCAUGUCCCCUACACACGUGUUUGGGACUUCAUCCCUGAAAACUCCAAGCAGGCCUUCCAAGAGAGCAACAUCGUGUACUUUGAGCUGGACCUGACGGACCCUUACACCAUCUCAGCCCUGACCAGCUGUCAGCUGCUCCCUCAGGGUGAGAACCUGCAGGAUGUCCUGCCCAGGGACAUCUAUCGUAGACUUAAAAGACACCUUGAGUAUGUAAAGCUCAUGAUGCCUUCAUGGAUGACCCCAGAUCAGAGAGGGAAGGGACUCUAUGCGGACUACCUUUUCAAUGCCAUCGCUGGAAACUGGGAGAGGAAGCGGCCUGUUUGGGUGAUGCUGAUGGUGAAUUCGUUAACUGAGGCAGAUAUUAAGACACGAGGUGUGCCAGUGCUGGACUUGUACCUGGCCCAGGAAGCGGAGAGGAUGAGGAAGAGGACGGGGGCUGUCGAGAAAGUGGAGGAACAGUGCCAUCCGCUCAACGGGCUCAACUUCUCCCAGGUGAUCUUUGCCCUGAACCAGACGUUAUUACAGCAGGAGUCUUUAAGGGCAGGAAGCCUUCAGGUUCCAUAUACCACUGAAGACCUGAUCAGGCACUACAACUGUGGCGAUCUCAACUCCAUCAUCUUCAAUCAUGACACCUCACAGGUCCCUAACUUCAAUAACGUGACACUGCCACCCAGCGAGCAGGUGACAGCCCAGGAAAUUGAUAGCUACUUUCGACAGGAGCUCAUCUACAAGAGGAAUGAGAGGAUGGGGAAGAGGGUCAAGGCACUGCUAGAGGAGCACCCUGACAAAAGCUUCUUCUUUGCUUUUGGAGCAGGUCACUUUCUAGGCAACAACACAGUCAUUGAUGUGCUUCGUCGGCAGGGAUAUGAGGUGGAGCACACCCCUGCUGGGCAGCCCAUAAACAGAAAAUCAUCAUCCAGACCUGCCUCGACAGAGACAGAGGAACACCAUGAUGAAUCCCCACUCCUGGAGCCUUUCUUCCACGAGCUCCCCCACAAAGAGGAUGAUCAGCGGAGUCCCCUGGAGGAUGAUCUGCUACCCCAUAUGCUUCUACCACCAGAUAGCCUGGAGCUGAUGGAGAAAGCAGAGAGGAAAAUGCUGAAGAAAAAGAGGAAGAAUAAGCAGAAGAAGCAGCGGCACCGACAUUUUAAUGACCUCUGGGUUCGCAUUGACGAGAGUUCUAUGGCCCAGUCUCCACCUCCCCCACUGGUUCGCAUCAUUAAUGGUUACAUCACAGUGCAGCCACCCGACAGAGCCCACAGCCACAACAGCUACCAUCACAUAUCUUCGGCUUCAACCACCUCCUCGUCCUCUUCAUCUUUACUUGUCUUCCUCUGCACAUUGUUUACAGUGCAGACAUGGACUAUGUUCCUCUAGUAGAGCAGUAGUCGGGACUACAGAAACAGUCAGACUCUAUGAACUCUCACAUAUGGAGGUCUGAUCACGCAUCGCAAUAUGUAGAGAGAGAAUGCUGACUCUCUCAGCCUGUUCACGGAAAAAAUAAAAGCAUGGAGAAUGGAUGUGAAAUCAGCUCUAGCUGUCAGGUAAUAGUACACUCCAUGGAUGUUAGGUUACAGAAAGUUUGAGUUAUUGGGACUGAAUGGUAAAUCAUGUCAGUAGAGUACGUCUCUUACAAAUCGAAGCCUUUAUGAGCAUGUAAGUUUGUAUAACGUUAGGUUUAUUGGAACAUUUCACAAGGUUUGCAUUAUUGUACACACAUACACACACACACACGGCAGGAGAGAUUACAUAGAAUGCAGCAGGAAAGAAAACAGGAAGCAUUAUGGGACGUCUCACUGGCACUAAAUACAUGUCAGCUCCAUUACGGAUUAUAGUGUUACAAUAGUUGCUCAUCACUCAUCAUCCCACAUUCAAACCACUGACAGUAUGAGAUCUCACUGAGUGUUUAGUGGAUGAACACAGGAACGCUGUAGAAACUAUUGCUGAAUAUGGUAUACCUUCAAUAUGUACAACUGGAGUGUGUGUGUGUGUGUGUGUGUGUGUGUGUGAGAGAGAGAGAGAGAGAGAGACAAACAAAAUCUAUCAGCUCUUAACCCCACCGGCCUUGCGAACAGAGGUGUUCCUCUUCAAACCUUAAUUUAUUCUUCCAUUUUAGAAGAAUUUGUUUAAAGUUGCAUAAAAGCCUGCUGUGGGGGGAAAUUGUACAUAUUGUUUCUAAAUAUUAUAGAUGUAUUUUAGAAUUAUAAAAAAAAAAACUAUUAAAAGUUUUGUUGUUGUUUAUAUAAAUCUAUAAA